CUUUUCUGCAGACUUCCCCAGUCGUCCCGUGCAAAUCCUUCUAAAUGUGUGCUCCGCAGUGAUUCGGCCUCACUCGUCGUGUUCGCGGCACCGCCGGCACACAUUUCCUUUCAUACAUUGCGAUAAAAAAAUAAGUGCAAAAACACAAAGUACGGACGUGCGCGGUUUUGAAUUAACGGGGUAGUGUGUGUGUGUGUGUGUGGGAGAGGAACAGUGUGAACGACAGAAAAACCGCCGCCGAGAGAAGUUCGACCUCGUUAAGUUCGUUUUCAUUCGACACACCUGUUGAGUGGUUCGGCUUCAUGAGCGAUCGCCGACGCCACACCGACGUGUACUUGGUAAUGACAACACAUUCGUCUUUACCAUUAUUCUAUUCAUUCUUCAAAGCGCCGUUUUUUUAAUUGGAUAUUCUCGUAUUUUACUUUAUCAAUAGCACUUGGUUUUAUAGUAAUUGUAAAACAUCGGCCCUUACUUCUCAGUAACGGGCGAUGCCUCGAGACGGUGCCAAGGGCAAACACCAAUUCAAACGACGGUUCAGCUUACAGCCGUCAUCGUUCUUCAGAGAUGACUCGCUGUCGUCGAGCCAUUCAAUGACCGGUAGUGUGGAUGGCCACCACAACGAUCAGUUGCAGCCCCCGGCGGAUCCCUCAGACGUGACCCGACACAAAAUUGUAGUCAUGGGAGCUGCCCGAGUUGGCAAAUCUUCACUUAUCACUCAGUUCCUAUACCGAAAGUUCUCAUCGAAGUACAAGCGGACCGUCGAGGAAAUGCACCAUGGCCAGUUUACGGUUGACGGCGUUAAAAUCGACCUAGACAUAUUGGACACAUCUGGGGCGUAUGAGUUUCCGGCAAUGCGCGCCCUGUCCAUAUCAUCGGCGGAUGCCUUUGUGUUGGUGUACUCUGUCACCGAUCCUGAAUCGUUUCAGCAGGUGGCAGCCAUCAGGGACCAAAUAAUUGACACUAAGCAUACGGCCGACGUGCCUAUAGUCGUUGUCGGAAACAAGCUCGACCUUGCCAAUACCGACAGAAAGGUACCGUACGAGGAAACUUCGUGUCUGGUGGAAGUCGACUGGGAAAACGGAUUUGUCGAAACGUCUGCCAAAGACAACAUAAACGUCGGCGAGGUGUUCAGGGAGCUUUUGAACCAAGCAAAGUCCAAGUACGACUUGGGGCCUUCGCUGAGAAGGAACUCUGCUCGUCGACAGUCACUUCCGUCUGGUGGGGGUCAGGGUUCCAUGGUUCCCACGCCGACUCAGCUGGCACAUCUGCAGAAGAAGGCGAGUGGAGGAGACGGCAGUCGGUCCAAACGCAACUCGUGCUCGAUUUCGUAAUGACAUUAAAAAUGCGACCACCUUAUUAAAUGCCCAAGAGGCGUCAAAGACCCAUGAGCAAAUACAUGUUACCUUCUACUAUAAUUUUUAUUUUAUUAUACUAUACAGGUAUAUGGUAAUAUCAAUAAUUACUUUAUACUUUCGCUGUUUUCCUAUGUACCGUUAAGUGUAAAAUUUUUCGAAGCUGUUCGCAAACAGCUUUAGAAUAAAAACGAAUACGCGUGUCAAGGGCUCCAUACAGAUCAGAGAUCAAAUAUUCGGUUCACGCGCUGGUGUUUUAGCAGAAACUUUUUAUUUGACAGCAGUGCUGUGAGCUUUAACUAUUAACAACUCUCUAAACACAAUACGUCAUUUAUUAUACUUAAGUAUACCGUUAAAAAGAUGUUCUAUCAAAAUCGACGUGGCCGCGUUGUUCCACAAUGUUUCCUUUGUAUAGUAAAGAAGUUGUAAUAGAAUUAUAAUAAAAAACCAGUCAUGCAAUCGCGCAUCAUAUUAUGCAUAAUAAUUAACGUACGGGAUAAAUUAUUAAAAUAAUAUUAACAUUGUUAACAUAAUAAUAUAUUCUCGUCGUAAAUUAAUUAUUUAAUUUCAACAUAUUUAUAUGAUUAUAAAUGAGUUAAAAUUUAUAUGUUUUAGGUUGCUUAUUAGUUCAAUGUACUUAACAAAUUUUUCUCUUAAAAUACAAUAUCAUCAGUUUGUUUCUAAACUUGAUACGGUGCAUUGAUAUGCAUAUUUAUUGAAAAUUGGUUAGACUCCGCCGCUUUGAGACUAAGCCAGGACCAACAAAUUGUAUUACCUUAAUCACAUUGAUAAGAUUUUCGUACAACCCUGUACGGGUUGAAUACACAAACUCGAUAACGUUUUGCAAAUAGUAAUGAAAAAUAAAGAUCAUAAUAAAGUUCAUGAACGAAAAAUGUGAUUUCGUUAAAUCCCUUUUGGUCAGCUAGACGGGAAACUCGAUUGUUUUGGCGAAAAUGGCCAAUGAAGAUCCCAGAGAGUUUAUUUUUCUCGUUUUUAUUAGAUUCACUAUGCGGUUUUAGGAAACUGCUCGUUGUGUAUUCGGGAAUAGGCCCACGAUAUUGAAGCUUUGGCCUACCAAAGGGAUUUCAUUUGGUUUGGAAAGUUUGCCUUAACGUACACGUAUAAAACUUAUAAAUCGUAGAUUAGUCGAAAAGUCCUGCCUACAAGAGCGUUCCCGAAUCCGAUCCAAAAUAGGUAGUGGGACCGUAUCUCUUACACCCUCCGCUGACGCCUCAUGUAUAGAUUUAUGUGUUCUAUCUUAUUACUUUCAAAGUACCACAGCUCCGGCAAUGUACGCGGCAUAUUAGGAUACGCACAGCUGGCUACAUUUUAAAGUAUCUUAUUCUUAUUCAAUUUUCCAAAGUCUCUAUCUUUAUGUACUCGCAUUAAAUUUGUUAUUCGGCAGUAUCGACGGUAUGCUAACUAUGUACAGAUUCCUAACACAAAACUAAUAGUAGCUAACGUAUCAUUAUUUCCCAGUGAGAGCUAAACAUUGAUUUUAUUUCUCGAACUAUUACUAAAACACAAAUACUACCAUUUUCACUCUGGAAUGUAACGCAAUCACUUUGCUCUUUCUAAACAAAUUACCACCCCAUUGGUAAAUUAAGAAUACAUUCCUUUAGCUUUAUUCUUAUGGUGACCCUUUGCAAUAAACAAUAAUAGAAUAAGAACGGAUUAUGUGUUAUUUAGCUUUUAAUUGAGUCAACUCUAACACGUGGACAUCGAAUACACAUCAGUAUUAAUUUUAUUCAAAUAAAAGUUUUAUUUUUCAUCUAUAGGUGAUACCUUCUAAUUGACAGGGAACUAAAAUGGGCAAUUUCCCCCUAAAAUAAAAUAAAUAUUUUAACUGUUCUUAAAAAUAAAAAAUUUCAUGAACAUGGUUCCUUCGAAACGACACUGAAAUAAGAUGUUUAAAUCCAUUAUCCUCUGAGUGCGCUAUUUGUUUCAUAAAUACAAUUUUUAUUCAAAGCAAUAUAAAUUCUAUAUAAUUUGAAAUUUAAAUUAAGUGUAAGUUUCAUGACAUUUAUGGUUCACUUCAGUAUACUGUUGGUACAGAUUUUAUGUGACAUUUAAGACAUACUAUGGUCUUUUAUAGUACUGUCAUUGUAACGAAACCUUUUCUAUUAUAUUAUAUAUGUAUAAUUUAAUCAAUUAAUCAUAUUAUUUUUAUCUGCCCUUCUAUAAAAAUAUUUGUACUACUUUGGCCUAACUGUGCUCAAAUAAAUGAGAAUUAAAACCAAAAUUUAUUUAUUUUUUUUUUUAUAUCUGUCAAAUAUUUUAAUCGUAUUAAGGUUAGUGUGUUAAGGUUUAACUCCCAGAAAAUAGUUUUUUCUGUAAACCUGUCUUCGUCAAUGUUUACUAAGCAUAUACAAAUAUUAAUUUUUAAUAAUUUAUUUUGAUAUUACAUCAAAUUAAAUCUUGUUUUAUAAAUAUAUUAACAUUACAACUCUAAUUCAAUUUAAUAAUUUUUCUCUAAUCGCUAGAUUUUUUAAAUAAAAUAAAGAAAUUUAAGAUUGUUAAGUGUUGUAAAAUUAUGUUCUUAUAGCAUAACUUUUUUUUGGUUGUUAACAGUUGUUUUCUUUACAUUUAAGCACUAAACCAGUAUUUAAGUAUAUAAUAUAAUAUGUAAAAAAAACACAUUUUAUUUUUAAAACUAGAUAAAUACUGUCAUUAUCGACUGACUUGUAGUUAUUGGAUUAGAUUAGGCAUGGAUCGAAUUAGUGCCGACGCUAGGUCGAGGCUGACGGAGCACAGCCCCGCACAUAAUAGUAGCGUAUCAGAGUUUUGUUUUUAGGGGGUGAUAUACACUAGAAGAAUUUGUAUUGCUCCCUCCAAACAAAAAUAUUUGUACCUUCACCGUAUAUAGAUUUUUACUGAAGGAAUCUAUAUCACUUCAACCUCUCCCUCCUAGCACAAUGACCCAGCAAAACUUAGCGCCAGCACUAGAUUGAAUAGUUACAAAUACUCUUUACUUAUUAUAGAGGCAUGCAGUCGUUCAGUUGUAAUAUCACCCCGUCUUUUAAAUUGACCUUUUUUAACUUCUUGAUAUUAAAGAAAUUCGGAGAUCCCAAAUUCACAUUUCUGUUAGCUAUUUGAUAAUAUAUUGACAUUUUUAUAUAAUGUCCAUUUUUAAAGUUUUAUAUUAUCCCAAUUUCUAUAGGCAUAGAAUAUUGUUUUAUUGCAAUUUUUAACAUACAACAAUAAUUAAAUUUUACAACUUUAUCGAUUAGAAUCGUU
This is a messenger RNA of Daktulosphaira vitifoliae (grape phylloxera), 4589 nucleotides long. RefSeq names its product ras-related protein Rap-2b. NCBI's taxonomy places the organism in Eukaryota, Metazoa, Arthropoda, Insecta, Hemiptera, Phylloxeridae. Bases 489 to 1331 code for a protein of 280 amino acids. Gene Ontology annotation, molecular function: GTPase activity; GTP binding. The transcript is spliced from 4 exons. The record is from RefSeq and is a predicted model, not a curated record.